UCUUGCUCCGGAUCGAGCGAGCUCAGGGUUGUGGUGCCACAGGAGAGUUGAAGAUCUCUCUAGGAAUUUAACACUCGCUUUUAUGAUUGCCAACUCGUGCUCUGGCCAGGAUUCCCCCUCUAAUCCAAUCUCUUGCCAGGCCUCCCUGUUCUUUUAGUGGUGACAGACCAUCUGCCUUCUCUUGUUUCUCUUGUGUUCUGGGGACCCCUUCUCUGCCCUUUAGGAAAGUCGGUCACCGGUGGCACCCCUCGGUUUUUUUGUUUGUUGUGUUUGUUUUUGUUUUUAGACGAGAUAUCACCACGUUGCCCUGGAUGGCCCGGAACUCGCUAUGUAAAUCAGGCCAGGCUAAUUAGGAAUUUGCAGAAAUUCAGCCGUCUCUACCUCCUGAGUGCUGGGAUUAAAGGCGUGUGCCACCAUGCCUGGUAUUACCUCUGGGGCGUGCAGCCUGUCUGUACACAACCCCCCGCCCCCCAUACGUUUAUUAGCUUGGUUCGCUCCAUCAGCUCAGGAAUGCCGAGGUGGUCUCCUGGCUUCCUGUUUCUGCCUGUGCCUGUAAACUCCUCACAACAGCAAACCCUCCUAGGAUUAGAUGACAGGACAGAGUGGCUCUGCGCCCCAUUCUGAGUAAAUGCUGGGCAGAAGGUGGUGGUCACUCUCAGGAGACAGAUGCCAGGUAGACGCUACCGAUUUCAGGGAUACUUGGCGUCUGAAAGGUGCCCUGCAAGACUCUUCAAUGGCUCAACUGGAGGUCGAACCUGGAGGCACCUCCGAGCCGGAUGAUUCUCAGGCUUGCUGGGCAGGGCUUGAGGAAAUGAAGCGUGUGGAUAUCUCGGGCGACCCACUUCUCUUCCCGCGAUGCCCGCCCCCACGUGCUCCUCCUGCCACGCGGCCCGCGCUGCCCUCCGCCGCCCGCGCUCGGGGCAGGCGCUGUGCGGCUCCUGCUUCUGUGCGGCCUUUGAGGCCGAAGUGCUGCAUACGGUGCUCGCAGGGCGCCUGCUGCCCCCAGGUGCAGUGGUGGCUGUGGGCGCUUCGGGCGGCAAGGACUCCACAGUACUGGCACACGUGCUGCGCGAGCUUGCGCCACGCCUGGGUAUCACGCUACACCUGGUGGCCGUGGACGAGGGCAUCGGCGGCUACCGUGACGCCGCGCUGGAGGCCGUGAGCAGCCAGGCUGCGCGCUGGGAGCUGCCGCUCACCAUCGUGGCCUAUGCAGACCUGUUCGGGGGCUGGACGAUGGACGCCGUGGCCCGCAGCACCGCCGGUUCUGGCCGCAGCCGCUCCUGCUGCACCUUCUGCGGGGUGCUGCGGCGGCGCGCACUGGAGGAGGGCGCGCGCCUCGUGGGAGCUACACACAUCGUGACCGGCCACAACGCCGACGAUAUGGCGGAGACAGUGCUCAUGAAUUUCCUGCGCGGUGAUGCGGGGCGGCUGGCGCGGGGCGGAGGGCUGGGCUCUGCGGGCGAGGGGUGCGCUCUCCCGCGGUGCCGGCCGCUGCAGUUCGCCUCGCAGAAGGAGGUGGUGCUGUACGCGCACUUCCGCCGCCUGCGCUACUUUUCAGAGGAGUGCGUGUACGCGCCCGAGGCUUUCCGUGGCCACGCUCGCGACCUGCUCAAGCGCCUGGAGGCAGCGCGGCCAUCGGCAGUGCUGGACCUCGUGCACUCGGCGGAGCGCCUGGCUCUUGCCCCGGCCGCUCGGCCCCCUCCUCCAGGCACCUGUUCCCGCUGCGGGGCGCUGGCCAGUCACACGCUCUGCCAGGCCUGUGCGCUCCUGGAUGGCCUCAACCGAGGCUUACCACGCCUGGCCAUCGGCAAGGGCCGCCGCGUGUUGCAAGCCAAGCCUCCACUGGCCGGGAACCCAAGCCAGGCCAUCGGUGACCCUGUGGCCUUACAGGGACCGUGCACCUGUGAGCAAUCCAGAGAUGGAGCCAGCCCGUGCAGGGACGGAGGGGACUGUGCAGGAGCCACCUGUGUCGUGCCAAGUGACCUUAGCGCCACGGAGUAACCUGAACCCUGCACUCUUCAAUGCUCUGUGCCCUCGGAAGUGACUGCACCCUGUGCCUGUGAAGUGAUCUGUGCACUGUGAAAUGAUUGCUCUGCCAUGCCCUGUCCUUCCAGAGCUACCUGUGUCUAUGGGACCUGAGCCCAGUGGAGUGACGGUGCCCCGUGGAGGUACCCUGCCUUAACCUCUCCAAUCUGCCAUUUCUUCCUGUGAAAAUAGGACUGUCUUGCCUUCACCCCAUCACAUCUCUGCAGAGAUGAGACUCCAGUGGUCAAAUUAGUUGGCCAUCCAUAUUCAGCUCGGCGCUGCAUCGUAAGGGCUGGCCACCAGGGGGCUCCAGGCUCCUGGGUGCUGCCUGGCCAUAUAGGGAAUUGAGAGUCUGAGGAGACGUGCUGGGUGGUGUCAGUCCCACCUCCAGGGGUGACUCGGCUCCUCGAAAGCUAGCUUUCUUCUGCACUAACUGUCCCUGAUCCUCCCCAAACCUUGGAGAAGGUGCUUCUUAGCCUCUGUAGUCCUGUCCUCAUGGAAGUGACCGGUGGACUUCUUGAACUCCAUAGGUACCCAUUUUCCUAAUUAAGUUAGGUCUGAAAGACCAAGAUGGAUGGCCUCCUUCAGGUUCUGCUGGGGUUAUUCUUUCAGCAAAUAUUGGACAUUUCUUGUCUGGUCCUCUAGGUGCCAGAACGCUGCAGUGAGCAGGGGCAGGAGCCUCUCCCUACAGGCAUUUACAGCCUGGGAGAAAAGGACAGUAUGCUAAUAAAUACCGGGUGGUUGUGACUGUCA
Molecule: messenger RNA, 2778 nt
Organism: Mesocricetus auratus (golden hamster)
Lineage: Eukaryota; Metazoa; Chordata; Mammalia; Rodentia; Cricetidae
Gene: Ctu1
Product: cytosolic thiouridylase subunit 1
Exons: 3
Coding region: 856-2001 (381 amino acids)
Biological process (GO): tRNA wobble position uridine thiolation
Cellular component (GO): cytosolic tRNA wobble base thiouridylase complex; mitochondrion
Molecular function (GO): tRNA binding
Source: RefSeq, a predicted model, not a curated record